Molecule: messenger RNA, 3432 nt
Organism: Styela clava
Lineage: Eukaryota; Metazoa; Chordata; Ascidiacea; Stolidobranchia; Styelidae
Product: glutamate receptor 3-like
Cellular component (GO): membrane
Molecular function (GO): ligand-gated monoatomic ion channel activity
Source: RefSeq, a predicted model, not a curated record
UUCAUAGGGUCAUACUCUUUACAUUGAACGUUUUACUAUCUUCGUUAGUUCUUUCGGUAAGACUGACUCCUAUCACCCUGGUUUAAUAGUCAUUUGUGACAUCACAUUCAAUAUUAUUAUGGCGUCAUAGAGUUUUUCCUUGAAAGUUGGAAAACACCCAAGUUUUAAUAUUCCCCCAUGUCAAAAUGUCGCGAAGUUUGUAUUUUUGUAUACUGUAUUUCUUCUUGAAACUAACUUAUCUCGGAACGUAUUCGACAAUGGAUAAUUUUCCGUUAUUGGUUGGUAUAAUAAGUAGCCCAGUGGACAAUAACACACAGCUAGCUCUGUCUUUUGUUCGAGAUUUCGUCAAUGAAAAUAUAAUGCCGGAUAAGUGGAGCCUUGAAUACAAAUUUUUCCCAUCGAUAGAAAAUCAGCAACGCUUGCAAGAUGUGACAGGGGCAGGACUGUAUCUCAUAGCUGACAGUCUUGAAAAAGCAAAUGUAUCUUCUUUUAUCGGACCUGGGUCCAGUACUAACACCAAAUUGAUUCAUGCUUUUGCGGUAAGUCGCAAUUUACCACAUCUAUCGCCAUUUUCAACUGAUCCGGCACUGGGACAGAGUUCUCGUUUCCCGAUGUUGAUCAGACUUUCACCACCAGACACAUUUCAAACUAAGGCGGUUUUUGAUAUCCUUCAGUUCUACGGAUGGGAAAGAUUAUCUUUAAUCACAAUGGACAAUGAUUACGGAUUUGGUGUGAAAAGUGAAAUCGUAAAUAUAGCUCGAAAACGGGGAUGUAAAGUUGAGCACGUCACGAAUUUAAAAAUUACAAAAAAUAUCGAUGAAGUUCCAACAACUGAAAUACUCGACCAAAUUCAAGCUCUGCGGCCCCAUCCAGUGGUUUUAGUAGCUGGAGGUGGGUAUGGGAAAGCUGUGUUGAAAGAAGCUCAUCUUCGUGAUAUGACGGUCGAAAAAAAUUGGUUAUGGAUUUUGAUGGACGGUGUUGCCGUUGACGAAGUAUUACUCGUUGAAUAUGAGGAUAAGAAUUCAAAAAUCACGACCAGCUAUUUUGAUGGCCUUGUUGGCACGAGACCUGUGAUGUCUGAGGGCGUUUUAAUACAUUCGUUGGUAAAAUUCUGGGAAGAACAUCACACAGAACCAUUUCCCUGGAAACACGGGCUCGGAUACGAUUUAGAAAAACCACUUGAUGCUAUUUUAAGCGUUGCUCAUGGAUUUCGUCUUUAUUACCAAAAAGAUAUGUUGGACAGCCCAGACCAAAUCAACGGAACCAUGCUCUUCGAUGCCACCUUGCGAGUGAAAGAAGAAGGACUGACUACUAAGAUUGCGUAUGAUGCGGAUGGCAAAACAAAAUCAACCGAGUAUGAUAUAUUUAUGUCCGAUAAAGGAACUUGGAAACCUAUAGGGGAGUGGUCGGAGUCUGGAAAAUUAAAUAUGAGUUAUGCGCUAUCUAUGAAUUACUCGAGGGGUCUUAGAAGCGCAAGGGCGUCGUUUUUCGAUCUAAAUUCUCGGAGGGCUGGAAGAAUUGUCCACGCUGCAUCUGCUGUUGGAGAAGAUAGGCCUAUAGUCCACGUUGUUACAAUCAUAGAAUCUCCAUUUGUCAUUGAAGGCAAAGGUGGCGACACACAGGAAAAACAGGCCAAUAGAGUUUCACCCGAAGAUUUACCUCCAGAUCAACGAAAACCCGGAAUGAAUGUAUCUUUGCAUGGAUAUUGUAUAGAUAUGCUACAAAAACUUAGCGAAAACGCAGGAAUACGGUACACUUUACGAUUGGUUUCUGACUCCAAUUACGGCGGACUCGACCAAGAAACUGGUCGUUGGAGCGGCAUGAUUGGCGACGUCAAAAACGGCCGUGUACAUAUUGCGGUAGCACCUAUUACAGUCACACAGCAGAGAUCAGAAGUUGUUGAUUUCUCUACCGCAUUCAUGCAUGUAGGACUGAAAUUUAUUGUAGACAGGCGUGCAGCUGACGGACUUGUCCCUAAAACUGAAAGAGGAGCCUUUGCGUUUUUACUUCCAUUUCAUGGUAGUUUAUAUUUAGCGAUCGGGAUUUGCAUGGUGUGCUUAGCCUGCUUUUUGUGCCUGGUCGCUCACGUAAGUCCGUAUGGAGCGAGGGGGCAUUUCUUUUUAGGGCCCAGAAUAGAUGAAUUUCUUCGCAAAAGCUCUACGACAAUACAAACUGGUUAUUCGAACCCAGGCUACCAUAUAGGAAAGGAUUCUGUAAAACUGAAACGCUUAAAAUCGAGCAGAGAAGACGCCGACAGAGCAAUGGGAUUUAACAACGCUCUAUAUUUUGUAUGGGCAUCGUUGUUUUGGCAGACACCAGAAAGGGUGCCUCGUGCGCCCUCGGCGCGUUUUGUUACUGUUAUAUGGUACCUUUCGGCUGUUGUAUUUGUAGCGGCCUAUACCGCGAAUAUGGUCGCUUUUGUCUCUUCUAAAACGAGGGUGGUGAACAAUUUAAAAUCCGUUUCCGAACUUGUUUCACAAACUGAAAUUCCGUUUGGAACUGUAUCUGACAGUUCUGUGGAAUAUAUAUUGAAAUCGUCAGAAAUGAAAUUGGGAAAAAGUGUGUAUAAUUAUAUCAUGACCGAUCCGGAUAAAUUCCUAGUUCCCACGUCUACUGUCGGACUUGAAAGGGUUAAAAAAGGCAUAUUCGCCCUGUUAUGGGAUUCAUUAGUUCUCGACUUCGAGGCGGCAAAAUCAGAUUGCCAACUCAAAACGGUUGAUGUUGGAUUUGGAGGUGUCGAUUAUGCUCUUGCACUGCCAAAACGAUCAAUGCUCACUUCAAUUCUAUCAAGGCAUAUUUUACGACUUGAAGAGUCAGGCUAUCUCUCCACGUUAUGGAAAAGAUACUUUGGUGAAUUGGAAAAGUGUUAUCUACUGGACAACGCACAAACUGAUGAGAAUACAACGGUCAAACCACUUACCUAUCAAAAUUUAGCGGGAGUGUUUUAUUUAGUUCUCUUCGCGAUGAUAAUGGGUUUGAUUGUACUUGCCUUUGAAUGGGUGCAUUCCUCGUUUUUCGAUGUUAAUAAAAACGAUUAUAGGGCACCCCAAACAAUAAAGGAAGCUCUUCGUAUCCGGCGUCAGCGGCUAAAACAAGAUAUAGUUGAAAAUUGGUGGCCGUUCACGGACAUCAAGAAUCGAUUUUCAACUAUCGAAUUGCCGAGUUCGCAAAGAGCAGCUUCAAUAAUAUCAAAGCAAUUAGAGAAAAAGAAACCGAGUCGACGAACGUCGCAAUGUCGCCAUGGUGACAAAAUCAAAGAGUUACGAGGAUAUUGUUCUGAAACUAACUUGACUACUCUCAACACCAAACGAAAAUUUACCACCCUCUGUGAAGAAGCGCGACCCCGCCAACGGAGAUUUUCAAUGACGAGAUCUUUUCCGUCGUUUCAUUCAAAGUCAAUUAAAAUUUUUCCGUUGAAUUUUCAUCAAUGAU